AUGGCGUGUAAGUCAGUGACCCGUCUCAUCCCAGCCACCUGUGCCUGGAUUCUACUCUUGUCGACCACGACUGCAUUCUUCUGGUUUCCGUAUGUCUUGUGUGCCAUCUCUCAGUGCAAUCAAACCAUUAACGCUAACUCUCACCCCAUUAGCUGCCAAUAUCUCCAAAACACUUACCAUUAUUCGGUCACUAUAUGUCAGGGAAUAAUCACAUUCUUCGUCAUUUCCAACUUCUUUUUGGCAACUUUUAUGGACCCCGGAGUCAUCAAAAAAGCCAAUGCGGACGAAGACAAGGACGACGACUUCCGGGCGCCGCUCUAUAAGAACGUGGAGAUCAAUGGCAUAACAGUGCGGAUGAAGUGGUGCGUGACGUGUCAGUUCUACAGACCUCCGCGGUGUUCGCAUUGCAGUACCUUUGACCACCACUGCCCGUGGGUUAACAACUGCAUCGGUCGACGCAAUUACAGGCAUUUCUUCUUUUUCCUCAUAUUCCUCAGCAUUCAUAUGGUCUCCAUAUUCUUCUGGUGUAUUCUCUUUAUAUUGGAUCACAAGGAAGUACUCCAACAAACCGACUCUAUUGUUGCGGGUCGCACCACAAACGAACAGGGGGGAUAUAACCCAUUCUCAAGAGGCUGUUGGGCCAACUGUUGUUACACUCUGUGCGGUCCGCGCUUUCCCAGAGACCAAUUCUCCAAGAUACUGUACUGCUUAGAUCCGAUUGACUACAAGAAGUGA
This is a messenger RNA of Oppiella nova, 735 nucleotides long. The record is from the annotation of a GenBank genome assembly. NCBI's taxonomy places the organism in Eukaryota, Metazoa, Arthropoda, Arachnida, Sarcoptiformes, Oppiidae.